Aspergillus tanneri is the source of this 1833-nucleotide messenger RNA. It is a transcript of the gene CAT2, whose product is annotated as carnitine O-acetyltransferase CAT2. The record is from RefSeq and is a predicted model, not a curated record. Gene Ontology annotation, molecular function: carnitine O-acetyltransferase activity. Gene Ontology annotation, biological process: carnitine metabolic process. The transcript has 3 exons. Bases 1 to 1833 code for a protein of 610 amino acids. NCBI's taxonomy places the organism in Eukaryota, Fungi, Ascomycota, Eurotiomycetes, Eurotiales, Aspergillaceae. Gene Ontology annotation, cellular component: mitochondrion; peroxisome.
AUGGCUCCUCGGCGCAAGGCUUCGUCUGUCCCAGAGGGCUACAAGGAGGACUUCUCCAAAGGCAACCUGUACCGUUUUGAAGAUUCUCUCCCCCGUCUACCAGUACCCUCUCUGGAAGAAACCGCUCGUCGUUACCUAAAGUCUGUCCAUGCUGUGGUCUCAGAAGCCGAGUAUGAGCGCACCAAGAAGGCUGUGGAGGCUUUCGUGAAGCCCGGUGGUGAGGGACAGGUUCUUCAGGAGAGAUUGCUGGCCCGCGCAGCCGAUCCCAAGAUCAAGAAUUGGCUCACCGAAUGGUGGAACCAUGCCGCUUACCUGGGUUAUCGCGAUCCCGUGAUCCCCUACGUCUCUUAUUUCUACUCCUAUCGGGAUGAUCGCUCCCGCCGGAACCCGGUCAAGCGCGCCGCAUCCGUCGCCACCGCGGCGUUGGAAUUCAAGCGUCAGGUGGAUGACGGCUCGCUGGAGCCCGAAUACAUGCGGAAGCAGCCCAUUGCAAUGAGCUCGUAUGAAUACAUGUUCAACUGCUGCCGUAUUCCCGCCGAUGGUGCGGAUUACCCUCAGAAAUAUUCCGCCAAGGACAACGAGCACAUUGUUGUGGUGCGGAAGAACCAAUUCUUCAAGGUGCCCCUGGUGGUGAAUGGCCAGCCGUUGAACGUGUCUGAACUGGAGAAGCAAUUUGAACGCAUUUAUCAGGUCGCACAGCCAUCUCCGCCGGUCGGUGUUCUGACCGUUGCUAACCGCGAUCUUUGGACUGAGGGUCGGAAGAAGCUUGUGGCGGCCCACCCGGCCAACGAGCAAGCGCUGCGCGACAUCGAGUCGAGCGGAUUCUUGAUCUGUCUGGAUGAUGCUAGUCCGGUGACCCUGGAGGAGCGGGCACAUCAAUACUGGCAUGGAGAUGGCACCAACCGCUGGUUUGAUAAACCGCUGCAGUUUAUCAUUAACGACAACGGAACUGCCGGCUUCACAGGUGAGCACAGCAUGAUGGACGGCAGCCCUACCCACCGCCUGAACGACCAUCUCAACAACCUCAUUUUCAACAACAAGAUCGACCUGUCGGAGAAGUCGGUGCGCUCUGAUCUGCCCGACCCCCGUCCAAUCAACUUCCACCUGAACAACGAGGUGCUGGAGUCGAUUGAUGCGGCCGCUAAGGAGCACCGUCAGCAGAUCUCUUCGCAUGAGCUACGAGUGCAGGCCUACCAGGGCUAUGGCAAGGGCCUCAUCAAGAAGUUCAAUUGCAGCCCGGAUGCCUACGUGCAGAUGGUCAUCCAGCUGGCCUAUUUCAAAAUGUACGGCAAGAACCGGCCGACAUACGAGUCGGCAGCGACACGCAAGUUCCAGGAAGGUCGUACCGAGACGAUUCGGUCGGUGUCGGAUGAGAGCGUAGCUUUCUGCAAGGCAAUCACCGACCCCUCCGUGCCUCGCGAGGAAGCUGUGCGUCUGUUCCGUACGGCGCUGGCUGCCCACACCAAGUAUACCACGGAGGCAAGCGACGGCCGUGGAGUUGACCGCCAUCUGUUUGGUCUGAAGAAACUUGUCCGUGAAGGCGAGAAGCUUCCCGCGCUGUAUGAAGACCCAGCGUACGCCUACAGCGGGUCGUGGUAUCUCUCGACCAGCCAGCUGAGCUCGGAAUUCUUCAAUGGAUACGGAUGGAGUCAAGUGAUUGACGAUGGAUUUGGCAUCGCCUACAUGAUCAAUGAGAACAGCCUGAACUUCAACAUUGUCUGCAAGCGCAUUGGCGCCGAGCGUAUGAGCUACUAUUUGAGCGAGGCAGCAUCGGACAUGAGGGACAUGCUGAUGCCCGAUCUGGCAGCCCAGACCGAGAAAGCCAAGAUGUAA